UACAGGUAUAUAUGAGCUUCAUUUGGUCAUGUAUAUGAAAGAUAAAUUUUGCUGCCUAGAUAAUUGACACUGUUCAUAAUAUAUGUAAUUUGUUCAUGCAGCUUGACAGUCACAGAAAUCAACUGAUUCAGGUAAAAUAAAAAUUUCAAACUAUUUCCAUUCAGAAGCAACAAAAAUAUUCAUGAAGCAGCAAACCGAAGCAGCAAACAGAACAUGCAGCAUAGAAAAUCAAAAACAAAAAUCAAGAUCAGAACAUAUUCAGAAGCAGCAAACAGAUUGAAAGGGCGAGGUCAGAAUUCAGAAGGAAGCAAGUUCAAAAUCAAGAAGACAAGAACAGAGUCUUACCGGCGAAUGAGGAGGCGGGCUCGGCGAGCUCGGCGACGUUCGGCGACGAGGAGGCGGGCUCAACGCGGUGGUGGUCGGGCUGCUGUGGAUUGGUUUGGGUGGCGAAUGAGGAGCGCUGCUGCUGUGGAUGGCUGUGGGUGGCUCGGUGGUUUCUGGAAUCUGGAGCUUGGUGGGCGGUGGCAAUGGUGGCCUUGGUGGGUGAAGGGGGAAGAAAGUGGAUUAGGGUUAGGUUAGGUUACGCGUACCCCUU
Messenger RNA from Arachis ipaensis, 595 nucleotides. Lineage: Eukaryota; Viridiplantae; Streptophyta; Magnoliopsida; Fabales; Fabaceae. The record is from RefSeq and is a predicted model, not a curated record.